Eptesicus fuscus (big brown bat) is the source of this 1596-nucleotide messenger RNA. Its product is annotated as parafibromin-like. Gene Ontology annotation, cellular component: Cdc73/Paf1 complex. The record is from RefSeq and is a predicted model, not a curated record. Gene Ontology annotation, biological process: positive regulation of transcription elongation by RNA polymerase II; transcription elongation by RNA polymerase II. Gene Ontology annotation, molecular function: RNA polymerase II complex binding. Lineage: Eukaryota; Metazoa; Chordata; Mammalia; Chiroptera; Vespertilionidae. The coding region runs from base 1 to 1596 and encodes 531 amino acids. The transcript has a single exon.
AUGGCAGACGUGCUCAGUGUCCUGCGACAGUACAACAUCCAGAAGAAGGAGAUCUUGGUGAAGGAGGACAAAGUCCUCUUUGGCCGCGAGUUCUCCUGGCCCAAGGACGUGAAGACCAACUACGUGGUGUGGGGGACCGGAACGGAAGGCCGGCCCAGGGAGCACUACACGCUGGAGUGCGUCCUAUUUCUCCUGAACAACGUGCACCUGUCCCAUCCCAUGUAUGUCCGCCUCGCGGCCACGGAGAACAUCCCUGUGGUGAGAAGACCCGACCGGAAAGACCUGCUUGCGUAUCUCAGUGGCGAAGCAUCCAGGUCGGCGAGUAUCGACCGGGGCGCCCCUGCAGAGCUCGGGCUGCAGCGGUCCACUCCGGGGAAGCGCGCUGCGGACCCCGCGUCAGCAGCAGCCAAGAAGCCCCGCACGGAGGACGGAGAGCGUGUGCGCCUCGACAAGGAGCGGUGGGCUGCCCGCUUGCAGGGUCACAGAGAAGGCAUCGUACGGCCUGCACAGAUCAGGCCGUUGUCGGAAACCAUGUCCGUGGAAAAAAUUGCUGCCAUCAAAGCCAAAAUCAUGGCGAAGAAAAGAUCCACCAUCAAGACGGACCUGGGUGGUCCCUUAGCCGCUCUCAAAGGGAGGAGCUUUGUGGACGCGGAGGUGGAUGUGACCCGGGACAUUGUCAGCAGAGAGCGAGGCGGGAGGACACGGACAACCAUCCUACAGAGCACGGGGAAGACCUUCGCCGAGGACAUUUUUGCAAUUCUUGAGUCUGUGGAAGCCAGAGAGGCAGGGCGAGCGCCCGAACAGCCACCGGCCCCAAAGGCAGCACCUGUGGCUCCCACAUUGCCUACCAAGCAGCCGACCCCAGCGGCCUACAACAGGUAUGUCCAGGAACGAUUCAAAGGGAAAGACACGGAAGGCUUCACAAUUGACACGAUGGGCACCUACCACGGGAUGACGCUGGAGUCGGUGAGGGAGGGUGCGGCGGCCCGUGAGACUCAGACCCCCGCGGCACAGCCAGUACCGAGACCCGUUUCUCAAGCAAGACCGCCCCCUCGUCAGAAGAAAGGCUCUCUGACCCCCAUCAUCAUAAUCCCUGCCGCCGCCACCUCCUUAAUAACCAUGCUGAACGCGAAGGACCUUCUGCAGGACCUGACCUUCGUCCCAUCAGAGGAGAAGAAGAAACAGGGCUGCCGACGAGAAAAUGAAACUCUGAUACAGAGGAGAAAAGACCAGAUGCAGCCGAGGGGCACCGCGCUCAGCCUCACGGUGCCCUACAGGGUCGUAGACCAGCCCCUGAAGCUCACGCCUCAGGACUGGGACCGGGUCGUGGCCGUCUUCGUGCACGGUCCUGCCUGGCAGUUCAAAGGGUGGCCGGGCCUUUUGCCUGGUGGAUCUCCAGUUGACCUCUUUGCCAAAAUUAAAGCCUUCCAUCUCAAAUAUGAUCAAGUUCCUCUAGACCCCAACGUGCAGAAGUGGGACGUAACGGUGUUAGAGCUCAGCUAUUACAAACGCCACUCGGACAGACGGCUUUUCUUAAGCUUCUGGGAAGCGCUGGAUAGGUACAUGGUAAGGCAUAAAUCCCACCUGAGAUUCUGA